AUGACUGAGGUGGCAAUCAAAUGGUCAGACAGUGAUAAGGUUGAGCUAGCAGUGAAGAAUGGCUAUACUCCACCUACCACAGACAUUUUUGUUGAGUCUGAAAUGAAGAAGUUGGAAAAUGAUGCCAAGGCACCGAAUGCUCUCCAUAGUUCUCUAUCUAUAAAUGAGUUUACAAGGGUUGUAGGUUGUGCUACAUCUAAGAAAAUAUGGGACAAGUUGCAGAGUAUAUAUGAAGGUGAUGAAAGAAUUAAAGAAGCAAAGCUACAACACUACAUGGCUCAAUUUGAAGGUCUAAAGAUGACUGAAGAAGAGACAAUUGAUGUAUUUAUGAACAGGGUGAAUGAAAUUGUCAACUCUAUCAGAGGCCUAGGUGAGCAGAUUACAGAUGUAGUUGUAGUAAAGAAAAUCCUUCGAUCUGUACCUGAAAUAUACAAUGCCAAGGUAUCGGCCAUUGAGGAAUCAAAGAAUCUAAAUCAAUUGAGUUUGAAUGACUUACAUGCAAAUUUGACAGCCUAUGAGAUGAGGAUGGUUAAGCCCAAGACCACAAGUAAAGAAGCAGCUUUCAAGACUAUAAGCAAGAUGAAGAGUUUGAAAAUAACUGAAGGAAGUGAUUCUGAAGACUCAAAUGAUGAGUUGAUUGCCUACCUUGCUAAGAGGUUGAAGAAGGGACAUGGUAAGUACAAGGAAAAACUUCCCUUGAAAUGUUUCAAUUGCGGUGGUAUAGGACAUUUUGCUUCAAAAUGUCCUAAGAAAAGCAAAAUCAACCUCUCUGAUUAUGAAGAAGAAAGUGAGCCAAAGAAGGGAAAGAAGAAGUAUGUUACAAGGAAGAAAAACUACUUUAAGAAAAAAGUUUGA
This is a messenger RNA of Telopea speciosissima, 855 nucleotides long. RefSeq lists its product as uncharacterized. NCBI's taxonomy places the organism in Eukaryota, Viridiplantae, Streptophyta, Magnoliopsida, Proteales, Proteaceae. The record is from RefSeq and is a predicted model, not a curated record. The coding region runs from base 1 to 855 and encodes 284 amino acids. The transcript is spliced from 2 exons. Gene Ontology annotation, molecular function: nucleic acid binding; zinc ion binding.